AUGUCCUCCAAGGACAGGGACGUCUGGUGCGACAAGCGCACCUGGGUCCGGCCCAGCCCCUUCGAGCACGCCUUGCCCUACUGCCCCGACGGCCUCAAGCUGGUGGAACUCGACUACAACGUCCAGCAGCAGCCGCAGCGCCGAAAUCAGAGCCAGAACCAAGGUCAGUACGAAGAGCCGCCGCCGCAAACCGGUGAUGACAGCGAACCUGAUGGCGAGACGCCGGGGGUGCUGGUGACUGUUGCUAGGUACGUAAGCGGCUUUCUAGGGGACUACGCGCCGUCGUUCUUGGGACGUGGUCCUAUCCGCCCCGAUGGCCCGUCUCGCAAUCGUUCUCGAUGA
Molecule: messenger RNA, 342 nt
Organism: Colletotrichum higginsianum IMI 349063
Lineage: Eukaryota; Fungi; Ascomycota; Sordariomycetes; Glomerellales; Glomerellaceae
Exons: 2
Coding region: 1-342 (113 amino acids)
Source: RefSeq, a predicted model, not a curated record